AUGGCUGAUACAGCACCAGCUGCUGCGGCUGAAGCAGGCGAGGAGGCACGUGGAUCCCGUGUCAAUGUGAAGAACCUGUGCCAAAGUACCACGGCAGAUGAACUGAAGAGCUUUUUUGCCUGCUGCGGCACUGUUACUGAUGUGGAAGUCAAGGUUCACCCAGACGGUUCUUCCAAAGGCUAUGGCUUCGUCUGCUUUUCGACUCCAGAAGAAGCAGACAAAGCUGUGUCCGAAAUGAACGGGAAGACUUUAGAGGAGAACAAACUCGUCGUGAAAAUCGCUGAGCGACGGUACACAGAGGGGAAAGGCGAAGCAGGCAAAGGCAAGAGCAAGGGCAAGGGCAAGCAGAAGGCACAGCUUGGCUACAUGGACCCCUAUGCCAUGUACGGUCAAGUGAUGGAUCCAAUGGUCGCAGCCAUGGGUUACCCGUACUACGAUGCUUCCAGCAUGAUGAAUCCCUACGGCUACGAUCUUGGGGCGAUCUACAAUGCCAUGUAUGGCACACAAGGCAUGCCAUGCAUGCCGCAGAUGUACAGCGGAUUUCCGAUGGGAGCCAUGCCUGGCAUGCCGAUGCCCAGAGCGGGCAAGGAGCCGGCUGCCGUCGACCCAAAUGCCAUCUUGGCACUGCAGCAAGCACAGGCCUUCGCUCUUCAGUCGCAGGCCAUGGAAGCUGCCAGGGACCAUAAGGCAGGUGGUGCGAACAAAGAUGACAAGGGCAAAGGGAAAGGUGCACAAAGCAAGGGUAAAGGUAAAGCUGGGAAGGCGAAGGCGUCUCAGGAAAAUACCGGCCCUAUGCCGGAAGCUCCUCCGCCGGACCAG
This is a messenger RNA of Symbiodinium necroappetens, 819 nucleotides long. Lineage: Eukaryota; Dinophyceae; Suessiales; Symbiodiniaceae. The record is from the annotation of a GenBank genome assembly.